CGAAGGACCCAGCUAGCCAUGCUGAAAUGUUGAUGGUGGAUUACAUUCAGUGUCGUUUAUGGGUGAACCGCAGAGGCUUGUCGGCUUUCAAGAAUAAAUAUUAUUUGAUGUGAUUUUACCAAAGCAUACCAGAUAUGGCGGAUGUGAAGGUGAAAAAGGAAUCUACGGAUCCAGUGGACAUUGAGAACAGGAUUAAGGAUUUGUGUGCCCAGUUCCCGCACGGAAUCACAGACCUCGUGAUCCAGAAUGACAUGCCCCACGUAGAGCCUCAGCAGCGGGCCAUGGCCAUCAACAGGCUGCUGUCGGUGGGUCAGCUGGACCUCCUGAGGAACAGUAAUGGCCUCCUCUAUAGAAUGAAAGACAACCAGUCAACAAGCAAGAUGAAGGGCUCCGACAACCAGGAGAAGCUGGUUUACCAGGUCAUAGAAGAUGCCGGAAACAAAGGCAUCUGGAGCAGAGAUAUCCGGUUCAAGAGCAACCUCCCUCUCACCGAGAUCAACAAGAUCCUCAAGAACCUGGAGAGCAAGAAGCUCAUCAAGGCCGUCAAAUCUGUCGCUGCCUCCAAGAAGAAGGUGUACAUGCUGUAUAACCUGCAGCCGGAUCGCUCGGUGACGGGCGGGGCCUGGUACAGCGACCAGGACUUUGAGUCGGAGUUUGUGGAGGUGCUCAACCAACAAUGCUUCAAAUUCCUGCAGAGCAAGGCUGAAGCGGCUAGAGACAGUAAGCAGUCUCCGAUGGUCCAGAGGAACAGCUCCUUCGCCACCUCCCACGAGGUCUGGAAGUACAUCUCAGAGCUGGGCAUCAGCAAGGUGGACCUGUCCAUGGAGGACAUCGAGACGAUCCUGAACACGCUGAUCUUCGACGGGAAGGUGGAGAUGACCAUCAUCGCCGCCAAAGAGGGCACGGUAGGCAGUGUGGACGGCCAGAUGAAGCUCUACCGCGGGGUCAACCCCAUCAUCCAGCCCACGGGCCUCGUCAAGACGCCCUGCGGACUCUGUCCGGUGUUUGAUGAUUGUCACGAGGGAGGAGAGAUCUCGCCAUCAAACUGCAUCUACAUGUCUGAGUGGCUGGACUUUUGACCAACCGUCUUCAAGGAUUUCCCCUUAGUCCCUCCCCUUCCUGUAUUUUCUCUGUGGAGAAAGAACUUGAGUUUCCUUUGUUGUAUUUUUUUGUUUGUUUGUUUGAUGACAAACAUGUGAAACGGACACUGCAGUGCAUCAGUGGGGAUCUCUUUUAUUUAAACUGAGCUACACUUGAACCUCAAAUGCCUUACAGCAACAUACCAACACAAACUAAGUAAAUAACUAAAUAAUGAAAAAUAAACACAAAAAUAGAGACGCAGCCUUUCCAGUGGUUCUGUUUUCAGUUUAAUCGUUCACAAGAUCAGAGCCAGAGUUCUGUGACCAGAUUACAGUUGGGGUCUGUACCCAGAUUACAGUUGGGGAUCUGUUAACAGAUUACAGUUGGGGCCUCUAUCCAGAUUACAAUUGGGGAUCUGUUAACAGAUUACAGUUGGGGCCUAUAACCAGAUUGCAAUUUGGGAUCUGUAAACAGAUUACAGCUGGGGCCUAUACCCAGAUUACAGUUGGGUUCUAUAACCAGAUUACAAUUGGGAUCUGUAAACAGAUUACAGCUGGGGCCUAUAACCAGAUUACAGUUGGGGUCUAUACCCAGAUUACAUUUGGGGCCUAUAACCAGAGGAGGCUUGAUUUGUUUGAUGUGAUGUCUGAAUUGUUUGGUAUCACUGUGGGGUGGAAAAGUUCACAUCCAGUUAGUCCAGGACCAAGGACCGGGAUCAGUUGUAGGAAUCUGCUCUGACCUUGGUCGGAGUAAACAUUUAUGGGCAGCUCGGUUUGUUGGACAUCGGGACUAAGUUGUUCAGGAUCGGAUCUUUCAGAGAGUUGCUGUCUUGUUUCCACCAGUGCACUGUCAUGACCUUGAGCACGGUGCCCAGAGGUCAUAGCCGAGUUGGAAAGUCAGCAUUGCUGAAUUUGAAGUAUACAUCUGCUUGACGAAGCACUCACACAGAAAUAUUGUAACCGUAAGCCUGCUUGUAGAAGCCCUCAUACACAAAUCUAAACCAUCAUCCUGCCUCUUGAGGCGCUCACAGAAAUGUAAACUAUAAACCUGCUUGUGGAAGUCAGAUGGGUCAGUGCUGUGUGAUUCUCUCCUGUUGUCUGACACGAGGGGAAACAAAUAAAUAAAUAUUUACAUAAACAUGGA
This is a messenger RNA of Sardina pilchardus (European sardine), 2223 nucleotides long. RefSeq names its product polymerase (RNA) III (DNA directed) polypeptide F (gene polr3f). The transcript is spliced from 9 exons. The record is from RefSeq and is a predicted model, not a curated record. The coding region runs from base 135 to 1079 and encodes 314 amino acids. Lineage: Eukaryota; Metazoa; Chordata; Actinopteri; Clupeiformes; Clupeidae. Gene Ontology annotation, cellular component: RNA polymerase III complex. Gene Ontology annotation, biological process: transcription by RNA polymerase III.